Mesorhabditis belari is the source of this 591-nucleotide messenger RNA. The record is from the annotation of a GenBank genome assembly. NCBI's taxonomy places the organism in Eukaryota, Metazoa, Nematoda, Chromadorea, Rhabditida, Rhabditidae.
AUGGUCAGCCUCGACUCUCUUCGUGAUUAUCAAAAACUUCUCUUCGACAAUUUCAAUUCAACCAGUGUUCAGGGCCUUUUCGCAUUGACGACAUCAGUCGAAAAUGGAUUAAUCGAUCAACCGAAACCCCAAUAUUCGUAUAUUGGAUUGAUUGCAAUGGCCAUCCUUUCGUCACCGGAUCGAAAAAUGAUUCUCUCGGAAGUUUACGAUUGGAUUGUUCAUCAUUAUCCAUAUUUUCGAAGUCGUGGCAGUGGAUGGAGGAAUUCGAUUCGACACAAUCUAUCGCUAAAUGAUUGUUUUGUGAAAGCCGGCCGAGCCGCCAACGGAAAGGGCCAUUAUUGGGCAAUUCAUCCAGCAAAUCUACGCGAUUUUGAACGCGGAGAUUUCCGGCGAAGAAGAGCACAGAGAAAAGUUCGUCGUCAUAUGGGUCUCUCAGUUCCAGAUGGUGAAUCGUCAGAUGAAAGCCCAUCCACAUCACCGCGUCCACCGCUAAACGAACAACAAAAUGUGAAUAAUCUGGGCAAUUCACCGUCGGAUGGAUAUGUGUGUGGAACGAGUGUACACACAAAGAAACACUCCACAAAUGGAUAU